Messenger RNA from Schistocerca gregaria, 8707 nucleotides. RefSeq names its product KN motif and ankyrin repeat domain-containing protein 3 (gene Kank). Gene Ontology annotation, cellular component: cytoplasm; cytoskeleton. The transcript has 14 exons. Gene Ontology annotation, biological process: negative regulation of actin filament polymerization. Lineage: Eukaryota; Metazoa; Arthropoda; Insecta; Orthoptera; Acrididae. The coding region runs from base 103 to 3870 and encodes 1255 amino acids. Gene Ontology annotation, molecular function: protein binding. The record is from RefSeq and is a predicted model, not a curated record.
GGCCGGCGGCGCAGACACCGGAGAGAAGAGAAAGCAGUGGCGCGCCGCUCUCCGGCCUACCUGCACUCCGUCAGUUGUGACGGUUCCCGGCCCGCUGCGAAAAUGUCCGUGUGCGUGGGAGAAGACCCCGGGACAGAGUCCCGGGGCCGCAGCCGGUACCGGAAGUGCGACUGCUGCCCGUACGGCUACCACAUCGACCUGGACUUCGUGCGCUACUGCGAGGCGAUGCGCCGCGGCGGCACCUCCCGGCCCCGCCGGCCGCGCCGCCGACACCGGCACUCGCUGGAGGUGCUGCUCGGACUCGAGCCCCAGGCAGCCAACAGCGACGACGCGGCGGCGAGCAAGCAGCAGAGCGUUGUAACCGGCGACCUGCAGCACGCCGUCGACCUGUUCGAGGACGCACUGCAGAAGACCAGCAACAGCCACCACGCCACAGACGGGCUGAUGAACGGCGACAUCAGCGACGAGGUGGAUGGCUUGGCCGCCUGCCGCACGGACUUCGAAGCCAGGAGUCCAAACAGCGUGGCCAGCGCCACUUCUCCCAACGGCCUCAGCACCGGCGCAUUGCAGACUAUCCGAGAGCAAAUGGCUGUGAGUCUGGAACGGAUGCGAGAACUGGAAGAACAAGUGAAGCUCAUACCGAUACUCCAGGUGCAGCUGAACGUGCUGAAGGAGGAGAAACGCAAGCUGCUCGCUGAAGCUGAUCGCGAGAGACAGAGACCGCAGCCCGUUGCAGGGGAUGGAGGCAAAGCGGUGGCGGCGGUGCGCCACCGGGCUGUGGGCUGCGCAGUGGUGACGCGCGACGUGGGCGUCUGCAGCCGGAUGCCCCGGACGCGCGACGCUGCUACGUCUCCGGCGGCCACGGCGCGCGCUGCCAGGGCUGCCGACGUCGCCUGCGCCACCGACGGCCGAAUCUACUCCGAAGACGACCUGCAGCGCAGGCUGCACGAGCAGCUCCUGCGCCGGGAGAGGGAGCUCGAGGAUAGGUUCGCCGUCCAACUCCAGUCCCGGCUGUCCGAAGAACUCCAGAGCAAAGUGUCUUGGGAAUUCGACGAGGCCGUCACUCGCGAGCUCAGGAUCAAGAUUUCUCGAGAGCUCGACGCUCGCGUGGAGGCCGAAUUUGAGAAGAGGGUUUUGCGGGCACUGGACGAUAAAGUUUCGUUAGAACUCGAGGGCCGCGUGCGGCGCGAUUUUGAAGACCGUGUGGCUGAUCGUCUCGAUCAACGUCUGCACAGCGAGUUGGAUUACACUGUAGCGCGAGAAUUUGACCGAAAGGUGUCUACCGAACUUCAGCAGCGGCUAGCUCGAGACCUCGAGCAGACUGUGCGCUACCGGUUGGAGGACGCAGUGUCACAAGAGCUGGAGCGCAGGCUCGCACGUGACCUGGAGGACAGGGUCUCUCGUGAACUGGACGAUAGAGUGACUCGAGAGUUGCAAAUCCGUUUAUCCGACGAGUUACAAGAUCGAGUUGCCAGAGAAAUGGACGCCAGGGUACGCCUGGAGCUACAAGAAAAAUUGCGUAACGACUUGGAAGAUCGUGUGUCACGCGAAUUCGAGGACAGUGUAUCUCGAGAAGUGGAGGAGAGAAUUUCUCGAGAAAUGGAGGAUCGAGUGAGCCGCGAGUUUGAAGACAGAGUGGCGAGAUCAUUGGAGGACAGGAUAUCUCACGAGAUGGAGGAGAGGGUGUCUCGCGAAUUCAAUAUCCGGGUUUCUGAAGAAGUGGAGGAGAGAGUCUCCCGGGAAGUGGAGCAAAGAGUGUCUCGAGAGGUGAACGAGAGAGUUUCUCGGGAGGUGGAGGUGAUGGUUUCUAGAGAACUGGAAGAACGAGUGGCCGCAAAAAUGAGGGAGAGGAUACGAGAAGAGCUGGAAGGGAUGUCGUCUCCCUUAAGACAGAAGAUAUAUCUGUCCAAAGUUGACGAUGACACGCCCCAACAGGCAAUCGCGGAGGACCACCGUCCAGAACAGUGUCGAUGUUUCGAAAAUGUGUCCGUUUCCACGAAUGCCGUACAGAAGUGCGACCUCGGUGUUCAGGUGAGACCGGAUAGUUUUCAGCGUCACGUUGCGACACAGUCGGAGCGCAACUGGUGGCUCAGAGACGCCGGCAUGCAGGCCGAAGUCAGACAGAGGGACGCGUCGCUGCAGUGCGAGCCCAAGAUGUGGGCCAAAGACGCUCUCUCGCAGACGGCGAUUCCCAGGAAAGAAAUGUCGGUGCAGGUGACACUGGCUGUCAGGACUUUCGAGAUUGGCGUGUGCGCCAAACCGUCUUCCGGCGAUGCGUGGGUGGAGGCGAAGCCCGCGACGGCCGACGUCGGCUGUACGGCGGUGUCGCGCCUGCAGCACAAGCCCGGGUUCGUGUCUCUCGAAGACCUCGACGCCGUCCGUCCGGUGAGCAGCGCCACGCAGACCGACAACGCCGCCGUCACCCGCGAGAUGGCCACCAGCACCGUGGAGCACAAGCUGGCGGACGCGUCCGCGCAGUGCCGGCUGAACGAGGAGGCGCCCCCGCCGAGCCCCCGGGACCCGUCUCCGCAGCCCGCGGGCCUCUCCCGUAUACCGCGGCCGACGGUGUCGACCCGGCCCGCGGACGGCACCAAGUCCCCUCGGCUCGGUGCGUCGCAGCUCACGCUGCCGACGCUCAGGACCAACUCCGUGAAGAAAAUAGUCACGCAGGAGCUCACGUCUUACAGCACUCGGUCGACGACCGUGGCAGCAAGCAGGUCGACGUCAGGAAACGCCAUUCAAGUCCGCAGCAAAAGUUCCGACCCGGCGCCGAGGCUGAAGAGACAGAACACUUACACGAAGAUUGACGACAAUGGAGAGAGAUUCGAGACUGAAAGGACUUCUAGCACAAACGCACAUGAAUCAGUUCGAAGUCCGCUAUCAUUGGAAGAAAGGGAAACAUGGAUGGGAUCGUAUCAGCUAGCGAGGACACAAACGUCAGAUGCAUCCUCAAAUCUGGGUAAUGUGGAAAAUCUGGAACGACUGGAAAGACCAAACAGGGUGGAACCUAGUAAAGAGAUGAAGGCUGCCCUUAAAGUUAUAAAUGAUUCAUUAACAAAACCAUCAGCAAAGAAGGACCUGCCUCAUCAUUUGUCAAAUGCUGCGAAUAUAGUGCAGAAGGAGUGGUUCAGGAUAUCAGGGGGGAAGAAUGUUGAUCCCUUAGCUGUGGAGGAUUAUCUUGAUUAUAUUGAAGGUUAUUCUUCACAAUUACUGGAAUAUGUAGUCAAUAUGACUGACAUGAGUGGCAAUACUGCACUUCAUUAUGCAGUUUCCAGUGGAAACUUUGAUGUAGUGUCCAUAUUACUUGAUUCAAAGGUAUGCGACAUAAAUAAACCAAACACUGCUGGGUACACGUGUGUAAUGCUGGCUACAUUGGUGAAAUUACGCAAUGAAACUCAUAGGCAGAUCAUCCGGAGGAUGUUUCACCUGGCAGAUGUAAACAUAAAAGCAAAACCUCAUGGUCAGACUGCUCUGAUGCUGGCAACAUCUCAUGGUAACCUGGAAAUGGUAGAAAUGCUUACAGAAGCAGGUGCUGAUAUGAAUAUCCAGGAUGCUGAUGGUAGCACUGCUCUGAUGUGUGCUGCAGACCAUGGCUACACUGACAUUGUCAAACACAUAAUAUCUCAACCAGACUGUGAUGUCACUAUUGUUGAUUCUGAUGGAAAUAGUGCACUGAAUAUUGCAAUGGAAGCUGGAAAUAGGCACAUUGGGUUGCUUCUAUACGCUCAUGAACAUUUCUCACGUAGUGGUUCUCCUCAUGGAUCUCUCAGACUGAAGCGUUCCAGAAGCUCAACUCCAACUUCAAGAGGCACAGUCACUCCAUCAUCACCACUAAUGGCACGUGAUGGGUUAGACAAAUCAAGUUCGUAAUGAACAUAAGUAUUUCAGAAUAUAAAGAAGAUGAAAACUAAGCCUCAAAUACAAAUAUAGAUUUUAAAGAUCUCGACUUCUUGGAAAGUAUUGGAAUUUGAGGUAGAGCCAACACUUGCUUAAAGUAAAUAGUGAAUCUCCAUUUUAUAAAGUCAUACUUCAUUCUUUUAGAGUUAGAUAUAUAGAGGAAAUUAUUGGAACAAUAAUCUUGGCCCUAAUGAUAGAUGUUGUGGGGUGGAAGAAGAGGGCUGGAGUGGAAACAAAAGAAAUAAUUCUCCAAUCCAUCUGCCCUGCAUCUACUUUAAUCCUCGGCUCACUUAUGACCAAGUUUUUUUUUCCUUUUUAAUUUAGGAUGAUAAUUCCAUAAAUGUUUGAUACUGUGACUUGACUACUCUGGUUUUAGUGUGUGUGUGUGUGUGUGUGUGUGUGUGUGUGUGUGUGUGUGUUGGCCCUACCUUCACUUUUGAUUCUUCCUAAUGAGGUCAGCAUCUUUAUAAAAUCUUUGGUCAUAUUUGUAUUAAAAGAGUGUAUUUUUUAUAUGUUGCUGUCAUUUUUCAGCAAUGCUAUGGACAUUUUAUAAGUUUGUUCAAUAAUUAAGAGCAGUUAUUUUAAUUUUAAACUAAUUAAAAAUAUUCUGUUCCAAAACUAAUUUUAUGAGCUUAUUCUCAUAAGUGACAAUAGCAGUGGCAGCUGAUAUAUUUUGACUGAUCUAUUCAUUUUGUUGUGGAAUUAUUCCAUUUAGUGAGUUGAUCACUAAAUUAGACACCCUGAUAACUAUCACCAGAACUUGCUGUUCGGUACUGAGUAUGGGGUGUCCGACUCUUAGACAAUUUUUUCUUAAAUUGCGCACAUAUACCAUUGCAACAAUUUAAUGUGAAUACUUCACAAGUUUUUGAAGGUAUACUUGUUGCAGGAAUUGCAAAUGUCUUUCAUUUUUUAAAAUUUUGUUGGGUCUGUCAUGCAAAUGAGAUAAGAGAAUUCAGCAAAGUAGUUAGUUACCUAUGGAAAUGAGGAAUUUCAUUUGGUAGAUGUCCCCAUUAGAUUCAUUAGGAUUUAAUUGGUGUCUGUAUGAACUUAUUAGUGUUUUGGGCAUUGCCAGCGACUAUCAGGACUUUGUGUGUUAGUGGAAUAAAAUGUGAUUCCUAUGACCAGAUGUGCAUUUAAAACUUAUAAAAUAAGGGUGCUCUCUCAAUUUGAAAGUUUCUCUCUGUCGUAUGUAUUACUGUGAUUAGUCAAAACUACUUUCUGGCUGUACAGUUUUUGCCCAUUAUAAGCAGAAGAAUAAUCAAAACACAGUUACUUCUUUCUGGUUUACCUUGCGGUUAUGUCAACUGCGCACUUAGUUCUUUCCCUCCGCAUUUUUAUUCAGUGAUUAUGUAAGUCAAAAUGGUAGUUCAAAGACCACUCUGGAGAAGUCCUCAAAGUAAUCUUCCAGUGUGUCCAAAACACACACUGUGAAGUUUUAGUAGAUGAAACAGGUAACAACCUGAACAGAACCAAGUAGCAGGAAAACAUCUUAAAUAGGAAAUAGGGCCAGACAAGAGUGUUUGCAAUUUCUUGGAACUGCUGGGCAGUUGAUUUUGGCAUUCCCCGAGUCCACAUUUCAACUGCCACAUUGUAUGAUUUCCUUUAUUUUCUGUCUUGCUGAUUGUCAUUUUACUUUUGUGCUUCCUGCUUAUGAAGCAAGUAAAUACUGCUGUUAUUAUUAUUGUUGUUGUUGUUAUAUUAAUUUUAAUCUUGUUCCAGUACAUCUGGAUUUCUAUAUCUUUGUCUAAACUUUCUCUUGUCAUUUUCAUGCCAGUAUUCUGUAACAGAUAUAUUUUUACAGUGUAAGGCUCUGAUUUGUGAGAAUAUUAGAGGAAGUAUAAAAUAUUUUCAGAUUCAGAACUUCAUAGAAAAAAUAUUGGCAGUGGUCUAAGUAAUUAUUUUUUACCUACCUUACUUUAUACACAGUUUAACAAAUUUUAAAAUAUGUUGGUAAUGCUCUAAAGGAUGAGAUAUAUUAAUAGUAUUGAUGAUAAACUGUAAUGGCUGUAUGUUACUACAGUAUUGGUGUUUUAGCAAUCCCAAGAAUCUUCAUUAACAAUAUAUUAGCCAUGUAUGUCCAUCCAUAGUUGUAACUGACAAAAGUAACUUUCAUGUUGAAUAUUUCUAAAUAAAUUUCAGUGCUACUUAAAUAUUUAUUGAAGAAAUAUGUGUCUGAAAUACAGUAUUUUUGAAUGUAUCAUAGAAAUUCAGUGUAGUAACUGAUGUCUGACUACUAUAAAUAAAUAUUUUCGUAAAGAAAUAAAAAUAAGUGCUAAUUUUUUAAAAUUAUCUAAGAUUUCAGUGGCUAGUGUGAUAAAAAAAAAUUGCUGUUGAAAGAAUGAAGUUCUUAUGCUCACACUGACAAUAAUAUUUCAGUUUAUCUGAAACGGUAAGUGUGUUCUAAAGUAUUACAGAUAAAGUAGUGUUUUGUUUAAAGGGAUUGCUAUUAUUUUGCUAACCAUUAUAAUAUAUUGCUAGUCAUAUACAUCCAGUUACAUGUCUGCCUAAAGAAUAGCUUCUUAAAAUUAAUUUGUUAUUGAAUUGUAACUUUUUAGACUCGUAGACUUAAUUGGCUGAAAGAGAGGACUGAAAUUCAGCACUCAUGUUUUAACGAGAUGGAGCGCGGAAUGAGAAUUUUUCCAUGUACACAGAAUCUCAUUGUGGACUAAAUCUGCCUAGAAUGGUUAUGCAUGGUAGAAUUGUGAGGCAUAUUUAGGCUGAUACAAACUAAAAAUGUGGGUUAUAUGCUAUUUUCUUAAAUUACAAGGAAAGUGACUACCUAUGAAUGUAAAUAAAAAUAAACAUUAUUACUGCAAAUAGACUCUUCUAUUGAAAUAACACACCACACUCUUUGAACAGUGGAAAAUCCUGGAUGGAAUAAUGAGAAUGUUAUGAAAGGAUAGAUUGCUACCCAUCACAUAGAGGAGAUGUUGAGUUGCAGACAGGCACAAUAAAAAGAUUGCUAAACAUGUGAACUUUUGGCCAGAAGGUCUUCUAAAGUAGGCAAAACACACACACACACACACACACACACACACACACACACACACACACACACACGUCAGCACAACUCACACACGACCUGCGUCUCCGGCCACUGAGCUUGAUGAAACUUAGACCAUAUCUAGAGUGAACUGUUCCAAUGUAGUACAGAAGGUAAAUAAAAGAUACACUCAAUGAGAUGAACAGAAAUGACACUUUUAUCCAAAGACAAUAAUUACAUUAUAGUUGCUGCAUUCAUGAUGGUCUGCUGGACAUUAAGGAAGGUGAGGCAUGCUUCAUAAUAAGGUGUGUGAUCACCACAGGCAGCAAUGUAUGCAGCGUUGCAUGCUCUCAUGCUGGCCACAAGUUGAUAAUGAGUUCAUGUGGUAGAGCAUUCCAUUCCUCCACCUGCACAGUUGACAACUGUUGGAUGGUCAUUGGUGUAUGUGGACAUGGUGCAAUACUUCUCCCCAACGCCUCCCACUCAUGCUCAAUGGGAUUUAAGUGGGGGGAAUGGACAUGCCAACCUAUUCACCAAAUAACCUCUCAUUCCAAGAGCUCCUUCACCUGUGCUGCUCAAUGCGGUCAUUCAUUGUCAUCCAUAAGAAGGAAGUCAGGCCCAAAUGCAGACCUGAAACGAUGCACGUGGGAAAGGAGUGCAGUGUCACAAUAACAUUGACUGGUGAGCAAACCAUGUUCAAUGAUUCAGAGAGCAUUAUGCACGAAUAAAAUUAUGCCUCCCCACACCUUAACACCUGGACGAUGUAAACAAUCAUGGUCAACAAUUCUAUUCAUACCCUCCUCGUAUGGUGAGAGGUGGGAAUUUGUAAUGCACCCAGCAAUAUUGUGAAGCAUGUCAUCAAAGUACCUUGCAGUGCUAAAUUUGAGAACCAAAAAAGGUUAAUGUCAUUUCACAAUAAAGAUUUUUCCACGGUUUCCUUAAGUCUCUCAAAAAGAGGCAUGGAUGGUUUCUUUUAUAAAGGCAAAGACAGUUUUUCCCUAUCUUCAAUUUGAACUAGUGCUCCAUCUCUAGUGACCUAGUUGAUGAUGGUACCUUUUACUAUCUUCUUCCUUCAUAUAUCUGAAGCCACAGGAUUGCAGGAGAUAAGAAUCAACAUGUCUGAAUAUGGUGAGAUUUUCCAAAGGUUUUGCAGAUCCAUUCAAAUAGGGACAUGCUGACAUAGGUUUCACAUUGUUGCACAACAGUGCUCAAUCACUUACUGCUAAAUCAGCACAUCGACUUUUUCAGUAAUUCAAAUGAGUGACUGGUUCACCCUUCUUACAGUGUGCAUUUGACACAGUGAUUUCUUCUGUUUUCUGGAGAUGAAGUUGUUCAGCAGAUGACAUUUCACUUCAGAUGAACAACUUCAGGAAAACAAACAGGUGAGAGUCUUUCUGCAGAGGAGAUAUGAAAGACAGUAGAAUAAAUGCCUCAAUUGCUAUGAUGAUUAUGUUCAAAAAUGGUCAGCAAAUGUCUGUACUACUAGCUGUUAUCUGUGGCUGCACUCACAUAUCAGUAGUUUUGGUAUGAUGAGCAAUGGUGAGUAAACAAAACAAGCUAUUGUAUGUCCAAUAGUGUCCACUGUCUUUAUUUCUCUGCCUGUUUGGUUAAGCUUAGCUCCCCCCGACUUUCCCAAAGCAGCAGGAGGCGGCGGCAUGUGCACUGUCAUUACUGAGCAGUACUUGUGGGUGGAUGUGGGCAGGAGCCACACGUGUGUGUCAUGCAGUUGAAGUAGCUAUAAAUUAUACAACAUGUGCAUUAUGCAAUAAAAUGAACAAUUUUGUAACAUGCUUUAUGUUCACUGACGUAAAAACAAAAAAAAAGAAA